UUUCUAUGCACUUGACAAAAAAAUUUCCCAAUUUGGCAUGUUGUGUUUGUUCUUGUAGUAUUAGUGUUUAUUGUUACGACCUGUGCUUAUUAAAUUUUUAUUACAAGUUUUGUGUUUGUAAUUUAGACAUAAUGAGUGACUUGGUAUGGGGAAUUAAAAAUGGAGAUUUGGAUCAAGUGAAGGACUUUGUAGAGAACAAGGAAGUGGAUGUUAACAAGGAAAUAGAUGGGCGCCCGCCCAUUCAUUAUGCCGCAGACUAUGGCCAGAAGGAUGUGAUAAAAUACCUGAUAUCCAGAGGUGCUGAUGUAAAUCUCAAAGACAAGCAUGGAAUCAGUGCUUUACUAGCUGCAGUUUGGGAGGGACAUACAGAUUGUGUGAAGAUUCUUAUAGAAAAUGGGGCAUCAAAAACUGGAUCUACUCCUGAUGGUUUGAGCUAUGUUGAAGCAGCCGACAAGGAAGAAAUCAAAGAACUUCUGAAAUAAAAAAGGGAGAAUUUUUGAAGAUGGGAAUUUUCAAUUUAACAUGUUAUUGAGAAGACUGGCAUUGUUUUGGUGUGUAGGCUGUGUUUGCAGUGUGGCAUGGGGCCAGACUGUGGGGUGCAUUAAACAGAGUACUAUACAUUUAAUUUAUAAUUAGCUUUUAAAUCAUAACUGCAUUGAUUGCAGCUAUUCAACAUCAAUACAGAUGUUGUUCAUUUGUUAGUUAAUUCAGAUUUUAUGAUAACUAAGUCUCUUUUGCAUUUCUACGCUUGUACAGCAUGUGAGAUUAUUUUUGCAAAGUUAGUUCUGUUAUGUAUUUAGAUAAAAUGUAGAGCAAAUUGUUAUAUUGUUGUUCCUGAGCUUGAUUUUGGCUUCGACUGUAGAUUAUUGUUAGUUUGUAUUAUGCAUAUAAAUAUUGAUUAAAUAUGUCAAAUAAUAUAUUUGUAAGUUGAAAUCUUAGCAUAAACAAUGUGACAGUAUGAAUGACAAUAUACUACGUUUAAUGUGAAGACAUAGCUGUUUGAAUUAUAAAAAUUAUGACAGUAAUGACCUGAAUUGAAUUUAUCCAACACCUUUUUUUGUAAAUUUAUUAAAACUUUUAUUUUAUAAUGUAAGACUGUUUUCAUCCUGUCUAAUAAAGAGAAAAUGGUUGUGACUGCAAAGAAUGUUUAUAGCUAAGACAA
Messenger RNA from Bacillus rossius redtenbacheri, 1162 nucleotides. RefSeq names its product myotrophin. Gene Ontology annotation, molecular function: protein binding. The coding region runs from base 6 to 482 and encodes 158 amino acids. The transcript has 4 exons. NCBI's taxonomy places the organism in Eukaryota, Metazoa, Arthropoda, Insecta, Phasmatodea, Bacillidae. Gene Ontology annotation, biological process: regulation of barbed-end actin filament capping. Gene Ontology annotation, cellular component: cytoplasm; nucleus. The record is from RefSeq and is a predicted model, not a curated record.